AGGUGAGUGUACUUUCUACAUUUUCAGCCCUGCACCCCCCCAGGGAUACGGAAAUAUCGAAUGCCACCAGAACCAGGAGCUGCCAGGGUGCACCAUGGGAAGGCAGAUGAUCCAGAUGUGGCCAGCACUCUUGUUCAUGGCAUGAGGAACAUCCCAUGUCCUACUGUCAGAAGCCUGAUAAAUCCUCCCCUGAAGUCUGUGUUCCAAAAUAAGCUUCUCGAGCUCCGUGAAGCAGAAACUCAGAUGGAACCUCCCCCAUCGUGUCAUGAAGAAGCUGCCUUCGGUGACAAAACUAUUUGGGAUCAUGAUAUGUGGGAUAUUAUUAAUCCUCCAAAAACAGCCGAGCAGAUUGAGGCGGCUGCUCAGGUGGGGCAUGAAAAUUAUAUCCGCACCCACAAUGCCUAUUUUUCCGGUGAGCAGAUUGACAGGAAGUACGACUGGGGUCAGGAGACUAAGGACAGCAGGUUCGGGAAGGCCACGCCUCAUCAUGACGACGGACGCACUGCCGGCAAAACUCUGUGCUGGUACGGGGAGUCGCGGAGGUUUUACAAUCCAAAGACUGUUUGGACAAGAUCUGGGGACAAGGACAGGAUGCAGCCAAAAUCUGACAAAGCUAACCAGAUGAGGAGAAAUCCCUUGAACGUCUCCCCGGACCACAUCUUUGGACUGCUCAAGCCGCUGGAUGAAUUCGGUGCUGGAGAGGUCAUCCACUCCACGGAGCCCGGGCAGUACGUGAGGAUCCCAGGCCGGCAGCACAGCCUGGUCAGCGCAGUGCGAAUCCAUCUCAAGAGCCUCAACUUCCAGAACUUUCCCUCCCUGCUGCAGGCGUUCAGGCAUUAUGACCAGAGCGGAAAGGGGAUGAUUAACAGAGACGACCUUCUGGCAGUUUGCCGUCAGUUCCAUCUGGAGGUGGACGAGUCGGUGGUGGAUGACCUGAUCGAUUACUGUGACACCGACAAGGACGGACACAUCAACUUCCUGGAGUUCGCCAAUUUCCUCAACUGGAAGGACAGGAUGCCAAUCGACGCUCGGGAUCGAUACGUCAUGAUGAAUGGUCAGUGUAACUCCAACACAGCUCCAGCAGAAAUAGACAUGACGUCUUUGUCCCAAUCAGAACCGCUUCCCGCUGCUCAGGCCUUGAUUAAACCUGAAGACAUGGAGCCUGUAGGACCACACAGCACAAAGACGACCGUUCGGACCCUGAGGCGACUCCAGGAGGCCCCCGACCACUUCAUCACCUCCGCUUCCUUCAUCGGAGGACACAGAGACCGUCCUCUCACACCAAACAUAGACAGUCGCACAUACGGGGUCCCGUCUGUGCGCUCCGACCUUCCAGCGCCGCGCAUCGCCCGAGUCACCGACCGCAUCAACUACGGUGACAAGCCCUCGGUGGCAGAUCUCCUGAAUCCAUCGGUGGCCGCCCUCCAAGGUGCCUACAAGGAACACUUCUUCUGUCCUCGCACCAAGGAGGAGAUCGCAGAGAUCUUCAGGAAUGUGGGCGUGGAGCUUUCAGAGGAAACCUUCGAGGAGGCCUGGCUCCUGGCGUCCAUGAGGCAGCCGGACGGGGACGUUUGUGUCCAGGGUUUCAGCGACGUCCUCAAGGAAAUACAGGCCAUGUGAUUCUGAGGAGGUUUCUUACGAACACAAUGCUUCCCCACCACAGUCGAUAAUUAACUCUAAAUAGAGUUACUCUAUAGAGUUUUCUUUCUUUCAAUGGUCGUAGGUAAAUCAGAUUGAAAUAAAAAGAACUGAAACAUAGCGUGUGCAGCAAAAGCAGAAUAUUUGUUUCACAGCCAAAAGAAAACAUACUGGUAAAGACACAACGAUAAUGUUAAAAUCUUAGUAAAAUAUCGGUAACUUCAUUGAAAGAAGUUAUUAAAGAGCCAGAAAUACAUUUAAAUUGCUUAAUCUUUAACAAUGGAACACGUUUAUAUGAACACAUGAAUCACCCGCUCGAUAUUAAAAUGAAUAAUACUCUUGAGAGUGAUGCACACUUACAUUAAUCAACUCAUUACUGAAAUCCAGAGAAACUAAACUUUACAUCUUGAACUUUGUGCCUUUGGAGUCGCUUUGAUCCGGCAGAAAUAGCUGAAUCAAAUAAAUAAGAACUGUGUUUUGACUCCACUGAAAACAACAAACUGAGGAAAGCAGCACUGAUUAGAACUUCUUCUUAAAAAACGAAACAUUUUUAAUGGCUACCAUCAGACUAAUGUGUCUUGUCAUAUGAGCCUUUAUCUGAGCUUCCUCUCGACCUAUUUUUAGGAUUAUAUUUUUUUUCUGGAGCGCUGCCUUUUCCUUUUAUUUCACGAAUUCUGCUGGGAGCCACGCAGCAGUUUCUGGCAGAGCACCCAUUCAAAAAAAAAGAGGGGUUAUGAAAAAAGACCUACUGCACCUGUUAUACAUUUUUCAAUAUGUUGCGAUAUCUUACACCAUCAAGUCGGUUUGUAUGUGAUGCCAGGGUGGAGAAGUGAGCUGCACCUUUAAAACUUUGAGGUGAAGUGUUCUCAUCUUCUGUCUGGUUUGUGGAUCAGGUUUAUUCUAUCAAUACAAAACAACAACU
Messenger RNA from Platichthys flesus (European flounder), 2560 nucleotides. RefSeq names its product EF-hand domain family, member B (gene efhb). NCBI's taxonomy places the organism in Eukaryota, Metazoa, Chordata, Actinopteri, Pleuronectiformes, Pleuronectidae. The record is from RefSeq and is a predicted model, not a curated record. Gene Ontology annotation, molecular function: calcium ion binding. The transcript is spliced from 11 exons. The coding region runs from base 61 to 1620 and encodes 519 amino acids.